GUGCCUACGAGCGGGUCGGUGCGUUAGAGACCGGAUAACGCCAUAUUCCACACAGGCCGAACGUCUCGAUGGCCGCAGCCCUACUGCUCCCGGCCAUGGCCGCCGUACUGCUGCACGUGUCCUCGACGCUGUUGCCGCUGAGGCGAGCCGUGCCGGCCGACGGCUCGCCUGCCGUCUUGCGCGCAGCGGCGCCUCGCUGCUGCGCAGAUGCCUCGGCAUCGCGGCGCGCCUUUCUGGAGGAGCAGCGGCGGCCGACGCGGGGCGCCCAGGCCUUUGAGGGCACGACGUGGUCGCUGCUGCUCAAAAUGGCGGAGGGCGGCGGGACGAUGUUUUCGGUCGAGCUCCUCGACGGCGGCGGCUGCCGCUUCUCCGACUCGGAGGAGCGCGGGUCCUGGCAAGCGCGCGAGGCGUUUGUCGUGAUCGAGAAGCCGAAGGGCCUCUUCGACCGGACGCUCUACAUGAGCGCCGAGCUUCGGCCCGCGACGGAGGACGACCCGCAGGACCGGCUGGUCAACGGGAUGGUGCAGCGGGUCGGCGGGGUGGCCAAGGUGGACGGGGCGCAGGCGUCCCAGGCGGAGGGCGACGCCACCGCCGAGUCGCUCCUCACCAUCGGCGAGUUUGGAGGCAUCGCGCAGCUUGAGGCCGCCCCGCCCCCAGAGGGCACGGCCGAGGCUUGGACGCGGUUGGGGGACGCUGAGCCUCAGCCCGGAGGGGACGAAUGAAAAGUAGAAAGCUCUCGAGAGAAUGAGGACCCUUCAAGAAAGAUUUUUGCCGCCUCGGUUUUCCUCUUUCCUGUGUUGCCGGUUAGCCGGUAGUGCCAGUGCGCGCCAAAAAAAGAAAUAAACG
This is a messenger RNA of Emiliania huxleyi CCMP1516, 846 nucleotides long. RefSeq lists its product as hypothetical. The record is from RefSeq and is a predicted model, not a curated record. The transcript has 3 exons. Bases 69 to 722 code for a protein of 217 amino acids. NCBI's taxonomy places the organism in Eukaryota, Haptophyta, Isochrysidales, Noelaerhabdaceae.